Rotaria sp. Silwood1 is the source of this 4704-nucleotide messenger RNA. Lineage: Eukaryota; Metazoa; Rotifera; Eurotatoria; Philodinida; Philodinidae. The record is from the annotation of a GenBank genome assembly.
AUGAGUGAACCAUCAUCAACACCAACGAACAACACCCUUAAUGAAUUAAUAACUGUGACUGAACAAUGUUUGUCGCCUGAUAAUCGUUCAGUACAUGUUCACUCGAGAAAUUCCUCUAAAACACUUAAAUGUCCAAAAUGUAAUUGGCAUUAUAAAUACCAAGAAACAUUGGAAAUUCAUAUGAAAGAAAAACAUCAAAUGUUAACAAAUUGUGAUGGAAAUGGAAAUGGAAAUAAUUUGAAUGAAAAUGAAACAAAUUGUUCAUAUUGUUUAUCAAAUAGUGUUCAUCCACGUUUAGCUCGUGGUGAACAAUAUCCAUGUGGAUUUAAACCAUAUAGAUGUGAUUUAUGUCUUUAUUCAACAACAACUAAAGGAAAUUUAGCAAUACAUAUGCAAUCAGAUAAACAUAUGAAUAAUUGUAGAGAUUUGUCUUCACCAUCUAUUCAACAACAAUUAACAUUUACAUCUUCACCUGACAAUUCUUCAUUUGAUCAAACAUCUCAAUCACAAGAAAUAAAAAUGGCAAGCGAAUGUUCAUCUAUUGAAACAUAUUCAUGUCCACUUUGUCCUCAAUCAAAUUUCAAUAGAAUGGAAUCAUUGAAAGAACAUUUAUGUUCAAUUCAUAAUUGUAGUCGAGAUGCAUUGAAUCGAUGUUUAUCAUUAAUCGGAGAUUCAGGAUUUUCAUCAAUGGCCGAAACAAAUUCUUCUGAUGAAUAUCGUUGUCAUUCUUGUCACAAUAAAACAUUUAAAGAUUUUUAUCAUUUAUUAAAUCAUUUUCAAGAUGAAAAUCAUAUUGAUGAAGAAACAACAAAAUCAGUUGGUUUAUUAUGUUGGAAAAAAGGAUGUAAUCAAUAUUUUAAUUCGUUAAAUAAUCUUGAAAAACAUUUUCGUGAAAUUCAUUCAAUUAAUUUAAAUGAUAAAAAUUCGUUAGAUAUAUCAUUAAUAAAUAAAGAUAUUAAUAAAGAAGAUAAAGAUAUAAAAGAUAUAUUAAAUGAAAAUAAAAUAAAUUCAUCAUCUAUUGGAACACAAAUAAAUUUUUUAUCAAAAACUCGUGAAAGAUUAAUAUCUAUUGGAGAAGAUAUUGCUUUACAUUAUUUAGAAAAUUUAUCGAAUUCAAAUACAAAUUCAAAUUCAAAUUCAACAUCAAGUUUAAAUUCAAAUUCAAAUUCAAAAUAUUUAAAUGAAAUAAAUUGUGAUUUAUGUUUUAAAAAAUUUUCAAGUUUAUCAAGAUUAAAAGUUCAUUAUGAAGAUAUACAUUCAAUUGUAUUAUCAUCACGUGCUAUACAACAUUGGAUUUUUCUAUUAGAAAAACUUCAUUCAUCAUCAUCUUCUUCUUCUUCUUCUUCUAUUAAUUUAACAUCAUCAAAUAAAUUAAAAAGACAAUCAUCAUCAUUAAAUGAUUUAAAUCAAAUUAAAAAAUCUCGUUCAAAUUCAAAUUCAAAUAUUAAUUCCAAUGAUAAUAAUAAUCUAUCAUCAUCAUCAUCUUGUUUUAUUUAUACACAUUGUCGAUCACCAACUAUUCAUUCACAUUCAUAUGAUUUAACACAUAAUAAACGUCAAAGAACACGUAUUACUGAUGAACAAUUAAAAAUUUUACGUUCAUAUUUUAAUAUAAAUAAUAGUCCAACUGAUGAACAAAUUAAAUUAAUGUCAGAAAAAAGUCAAUUAACAACGAAAGUUAUUAAACAUUGGUUUAGAAAUACAUUAUUUAAAGAAAGACAAAAAAAUAAAGAUUCACCAUAUAAUUUUUCAAAUCCUCCAUUACAAACAAAUAAAAUUGAUUUAGAUGAAUAUCAAAAAACUGGAAUUAUUAUUAAAAAAACAUUUAAUGAUUCAGAUUAUUCCGAUAAUGAUUUAACAUCAAAUGAUGAACAAGAUAUUCUUCUUUCUGAUGAAGAUUUUUAUGAUUUAAAUAAAUUAAAUCAUAUUCAACAAUUAAAUCAACAACAAUCACAAUCACAAUCACAACAACCACAGAUUUCAAAACAACAACAACAACAACAACAACAACAACAACAACAACAAUCCUCUUCAUCAUCAUCAUCAUCUCGACGUGCUAAUCGAACACGUUUUAGUGAUGAACAACUUCGUCUUCUUCAAGAUGCAUUUGAAGGAAAUCCUUAUCCAAAAGAUGAUGAUUUAGAAAUUCUUUCUGAUAAAUUAAAAUUAAAUUCUCGUGUUAUUGUUGUUUGGUUUCAAAAUGCUCGACAAAAAGCAAGAAAAUCUUAUGAAAAUAAUUCUCCAAAUGAAAAUACAAAUCAACAAAUUCAAUAUAAACAAGAUAAAGAUGAUGGAUAUUCAUGUAAAAAUUGUCAUAAAUUAUUUCAACGUUUUGCUGAAUUAAUGAAACAUGCUAAACAAUGUUCAUCACCUUGUUUAAUUAAAAAAACUUCAAAUGAUGAUAAUAAUAAUAAUUCAAAAGAAUUAAUUCAAUUAAAUCGUUCAUCAUCAUAUGAUAUGUUAAUUAAAAAUAGUCUUCCUUUUUCAAUAUCAUCAUCAUUAUCAACAUCAACAUCAACAUCAUCAUCAAAUAAAAAAGAUAAUUAUUGUGAACAAUGUGACAAAUAUUUUCAUUCAAUUAGAGAUUUUAAUGAACAUCAAACAUUCCAUAUGCAAGCUUUUAUUAAUGCUGCUACUCUUUUUCCACUUGCUCCUUUUCAUCCAGCUGCAGCUGCUGCUGCUGCUGCUGCUGCAGCUAUGGCUGCUUUUUCAUCACAAUUAUUUCAAAAUAAUCAAAAUUUUCCAAUGGUUGGAUUAGAUAUAAAUAAUUCAAAUGAUAUAAAUAAAACAAAAAAAAAAAAAAGUAGUCAAAGUUUAUCAUCAUUUGGUUCCGAUUCGUCAAAUGAUAUUGAAGAAGGUGAUGGUGAUGGUGAUGGUGAAGAUGAAGAUAAUAAUGAUGAUGAUGUUAAUGAUAAUGAUGAUGAUAAUGAUGAUAAUGAUGAUAAUGAUAAUGAUAAUGAUGAUGAAGAAUUAUGUGGUGAUGAAUCAAAUGAUGAAAAUAAAAAACUUUCAUCACAAAAACGAAAUCGAACAACAAUAUUACCUGAACAACAAGAUUAUUUAAUGUCAAAAUAUUCAAUUGAAUCAAAUCCAUCAAGAAAAAUGUUAGAAGAUAUAUCAGAAGAAGUUAAAUUAAAAAAACGUGUUGUUCAAGUUUGGUUUCAAAAUACUCGUGCGCGAGAAAGAAAAGGAAAUAUUAAAUUUGAUUCAAAUAUUAAUUUAAAUUCUUUAGAUAAUCAACAACAACAACAACAACAAAUAAUAAUUAAUAAAAAAUGUCUUUAUUGUUCAUUAACAUUUAAAUUAAAAUCUACACUUGAUAAUCAUUUAUUAUUAAAACAUUCAGAUAAAUAUAAAAAAAAAGAAGAUUUAUUAUUAAUUGAUUAUGAUUUAUUUCCAUCAAAUAAUUUUAAUUUAAAUGAUGAACUUCCACUUGAUUUAUCAAAAUCAUCUUUUAAAAAUGAUUUAAAUGAUAAUAAAAUUGAGAAUGAUUAUUUAAUUAAUGAAUCGAAUGAUUCAACUGAUCAAUCAAUUGAUGAUAUUAAUCUUUUUUAUAAAUCUAAAGAUAAAUUUAUUUCAAAUGGAAAUUUAUCACCAAAUAAUAUUCAACAACAACAUCAACAACAUCAUUUAUCAUCAAAUAAUUCAUUAAAUGGACAAAGAAGAUUUCGAACACAAAUGACUCCAUUACAAAUUAAAUUAAUGAAAGCGAUUUUUCUUGAAUAUAGAACACCAACAAUGCCUGAAUGUGAAUUAUUAGGAAAAGAAAUUCAAUUACAAAAACGUGUUGUACAAGUUUGGUUUCAAAAUGCUCGUGCUAAAGAAAAGAAAAAUCCUAAUUUUUUUAAAUCCGAUCUUCCAGAUGAAUAUCAAUCAACAAAUGAUCAAUGUAAAUUAUGUCAAUGCAAAUAUACAUUACAAAAUCCUCAAAGAGAUCAUUUAUUUACAUCAAAACAUAUUGAAAAUAUUCGUUCGAUUUUAUCUAAACAAAUAGGAAAUGUUUCAACAACAACACCAACACCAACACCAACAACAAUAACAACAACUAAAGAUGAUUUAAUAAAAAAGAACAGUAUAAAUAAUAAAAUUGAUAUUGAGAAUAAUUCAAAUCAAUCAGUAUUAGAUAAAUCAUCGAAAGAUGAACAAAAUCAAUUAAUGUCUUAUAUUAAUUUAAUGCAUCUUAUGCCAAUUGGUAUUGAUCCAUAUAAUUAUGGUUUAAUGGAUCCAAAUAUACAUGGUACACCAUUAUUUAUGUUACAAUUACCUGAAGAAGCUUUAAAAAAAAUUCUUUCAUUAAGUAAAUCCGAUGCUCAUUUAACACGUGCUCAAUAUACUCAAGAUGGAAAAAAUCUUCAAGAUUUAUUUGAUCAUUCUUAUCAUCAAGUUGAUUAUCAAAUAAUUGAUGUUGGUUAUGCUUGUAAAAGAUGUUAUCUUGUUUGGCCAUUAUAUGAAUCAUGUCGAUGUCAUGCAUUAGUUUGUUGGCAAAUAUCUGGAUCAACAUUACCUCAAUCUAUAAAAUCAAGUGAAGAUUUAAAUAAUUUAUCAGGUUAUAUAUUUAAAAUCGAACAAUUAACAUAUCGAUGUUUAUUAUGUAAAACAUCAUAUUCAACAACAAUUGAAUAUGAAAAACAUACAAAAGAUGAUAUUCAUUUAAAAAAAAAACAACUUUCAAUUUCAACUAUUCAAGAGAAUGAUUCAUAUUAA